AUGGAUUUAUUGAAUGAUGAUUAUGGUUUAGUAAAUAGUGGAUAUCAUGACUUAACUGAUGGCUACUUUCGAGAUCAAUUCUCUCCAACAGGCGGAGAAUAUAUUAAUCCCCAAAAUCCAGAUCAAAUAGUAUCGCCGGUGAUACAUACUCCCCAGACACGGACUCGUAGUAUGGGAAUCGACAUUAGUAGAGUAACCAACCAUAAAUCUUCGAUCACCACUAAAAGCGGUUUAAAUGGCGAGCCCAUGAAGGUUGCCAGGGUCUGCAGAGUUGCGAGAAAGCGCAAAGGCACCGGAGAAAAAGCAGAUAAACCGAAAUUACCCAAAUUGACAAAGUCUUUGAGUGAACUCACCAGGGACUAUCAUGACCUGCCAAUAAGAAACAUGGAAUGCUGGGUUCAUCGAAGUGCAGAGGUCCGCAGGCAAGAAGUUGAAAAACGUGGAGGAUAUGUCACACGGCCUAUGAACAGUUUUAUGCUAUAUCGCUCUGCAUUUGCAGAGCGUACGAAGUUGUGGUGUCUUCAGAAUAACCAUCAAGUCGUCUCAUCCGUUAGUGGUGAGAGUUGGCCCCUUGAGCCCGCAGCAAUUAGAGAUAAAUAUAACGAAUUGGCAAAGAUCGAACGGAGUAAUCACCAAGCGGCACACCCUGGGUACAAGUUCUCCCCCAGCAAAGCUCAGAAUUCGAAGAAAAGAAAAGACUCCAAAAGUGUUGACGAUAUUGGAGCAAGUGAUAAUGAGCCUUAUGCCGAGGAAGAUGAUUAUGCAACAACGGUAGGGGGUUCUCGGGCACGGAAAAACCCACGGGGUGGAAAGAAGAAUCAGAAGGUUUUAGGUCAAGCUCAAAGUGUGGGAAAUCCCAUCAAUGGCUAUAUGGGCUUAUGUUACGACCACAUGGAAGGCGGGGCCCAGAGAUCUUCCUUCACUCACAACAAUCCAGGAAAGACGCCUCCAAUGUGCAUGGGCAGCACAGACAUGAGCGGGCAAUAUUAUCAAACCACAGUACGCGCCAACUCCACAACCCCGAUUUCUCACCCAAUGCACCCAGCAAUAAUUGAAGAUGUGACGAUUCGGAAGACUCAAGCCCCAAUGGGUGUAAUGAAUCAGAAUAGGCUUUAUCAAAUGGACUCAGUUGAUGGAUAUAGCUUGCAGUCUGUUUUCCAAAAUCUCCAUGAUAAUUCGAAAGUUGACCCUGCUUUACUCGGGGAUGAGUCAGUUCGUGUCAGCCCAUACAACAACUGCCGAUUGCAAAACAUUGGUGAGGAUGAUAUGUUGUCUAGCGAAUUUAUCGAUGAAGGUAAUUACGAGCCUAGUCAAUUCGAUAUUGACCGUCUAUUCGCAGCUGCAACCGGCAGUCAAAUACCCGAUAUGCAUUUCCCAGAUGGUGGAGUUCCCUCAGAACCCAUCAACCACCUUGAUGGGAGUGGCAUUAAUCCAAGAUUUGAUGUCAGGAAAUUACCUGGAUAUGACCAAAGCAUGCAAGGCUUCUUGGAUAAUCAGGAACCGUGGAGCGUAACUGGAGAAAUUGGCCACGAUGAAGACCAAUUCCGUUACGAUGAGUGGUUGCAAUAA
Messenger RNA from Morchella sextelata, 1569 nucleotides. RefSeq lists its product as uncharacterized. Lineage: Eukaryota; Fungi; Ascomycota; Pezizomycetes; Pezizales; Morchellaceae. Gene Ontology annotation, molecular function: RNA polymerase II cis-regulatory region sequence-specific DNA binding; DNA-binding transcription factor activity, RNA polymerase II-specific. Gene Ontology annotation, biological process: regulation of transcription by RNA polymerase II. Gene Ontology annotation, cellular component: nucleus. The transcript has 4 exons. The record is from RefSeq and is a predicted model, not a curated record. The coding region runs from base 1 to 1569 and encodes 522 amino acids.